UGUUACUGUGAGACAUUGGUAGAAGUCUGCAUAUUAUGUGGGUGUUGUAUUAUUAUUAUUAUUAUUAUUUCAGAGGAGAUCCUGCAGACCCACAUUACCCAUUGGUGGUCUCCAGACGGGCUGCGGUUGGCCUACAUGACCAUCAACGACUCCCUGGUGCCGAAGAUGGAAAUCCCAUUUUUCACCGGAAUGCCGUACCCUGCCAAUCUGGAGUACCACUACCCGAAGGCUGGCGAGGAAAACCCUGUAGUGCACUUGUCCGUGGUGAGUCUCAACGGCCCCCUGCACACGGUGGUGAUGAAGAAACCUGAUGACCCUCGUAUAGGGAGGGAAUAUUAUAUCACCAUGGUGACAUGGGCCACCAACACCAAACUGGCUGUUAACUGGCUCAGUAGAGCCCAGAACAACUCCAUCCUGACACUGUGUGAGGCCACAACUGGAGUUUGCAUCAAGAAACUUGAGGAUGAGAGUGAGAGCUGGCUACACAGACAGAAUGAGCUGCCACUCUUUUCCCACGACGGACACAAGUUCUUCUUCACCCGGGCCAUACCUCAGGGUGGGAGAGGAAAGUUCUUCCACAUCUCUAUGUCCACAUCCAUGCCGAACACAAGCACAGACAUCCUUCAGUCGCUCACCUCCGGAGACUGGGACAUCACUAACAUCUUGGCGUACAAUCAUGAAAGGAACCUCAUAUACUUUCUGAGCACAGAGGACGACCCCAAACGACGGCACUUGUACAGUGCCGACACAAUCCCUCCUUUCAAUCGCCGCUGCCUGUCUUGUGAGUUCAAGUGCGGCUACAUGGACGUUUCGUUCAGCCACAGCAUGCAGUACUUCUUACUCAACUGUAAAGGCCCAGAUGUCCCACAUGUGGCUCUCUACAGCACCGAGGACAAAAUAAAAGUGUUUGACGUGGAGACAAACGAAAGAGUCAACAACACGUACAACAACAUGCAAAUGCCCAAAGUGGAGUACAAGACCAUCACCAUAGACGACUACACCCUGACGAUGCAGAUCCUGAAGCCAGCCGGAUUUGUAGAAACCUCACAUUAUCCUCUACUGCUGCUCGUCGAUGGUACGCCCGGCGGGCAGAUGGUGACGGAGCAGUUCCAGGUGGACUGGGACACAGUUCUGGUCAGCAGCUUCAGCACCAUCGUGAUCCGCUUCGACGGCCACGGCAGCGGUUUUCAGGGAACCAACCUCCUCCACAAAGUCAGGAGGAAGCUGGGAAAGUUAGAGGAGCGGGACCAGCAGGAGGCGCUCAGGUUCAUAUCUAAAGAGCCCUACAUUGAUAAGAAUCGGAUGGGAGUUUAUGGACAGGCCUAUGGAGGAUAUUUAGCCACGAUGCUUCUGAGCUCUGAAGAGUUUAACCAGCUUAAGUGUGGAGCGGCAGUCUCGCCCAUCACAGACUUUGAGCUAUAUGCCUCUGCGUUUUCGGAGCGAUACCUCGGAUUAAAGACAGAUUCUCGAGUGUAUGCGAUGGCAAACUUAGCACACAGAGCGGGUCAGCUGCUGGAAAAACAGUACUUGAUGAUUCACCCCACUGCUGACGAAAAGGUCCACUUCCAGCACACGGCUAAAUUUAUCAACCAUUUAAUCAACAAGAAAGCAAACUACACUCUGCAGAUCUACCCAGAUGAAGGACACUUCCUGCACAGCGAUGGAACACAGCAGCACCUGAGCCAGUCGCUGGUCAACUUCUUUGAGGAGUGUUUCCGGGUGCCGGAGGUUCUAAAAGAUGACCAACAGGAGGAGGAAGAGGAUGACAGUUAAGCCUGCUCCACUGAGAAGCCACCACUCCCCCCCCCCUCCGCCCUCCCCACACUCACUCACUACUCGGCCAGCUAACCUACACAGCACAAUAUGCAACCGAUCUUUCAAACCCAGUCAACCGACAACCCGCUGUCCCGUCUGAUUUGAUCUCAACUCUGAAGAGCAGAAGGAGACCUGGACCUCACUUUACCUCACCCCUUGCUGCCUGUAAACCGGUCAAAAAUAUGUCGAGUAAAUCUCAGAUGGGAUCAGUUAUUUUAUUAUCAGCUCCCUGCCAUUGGAAUGAGUGGAGUAGUGCUCCCUCUGGUGGACAAAUAGAGGACCAACAUGAUGCCCGUAGGGCAAAUGUCACCAUUCCAGAGCAGGCACCUUAACUGAGGGCUUUGCAGCACACACACACACACACACACACACACACACACACACAAACAAACAAAACCCCAGUGAAGAUCAAUUUAUCAUGUUGAGAUUCAACCUUUUAAAAGGCUGCCAGUUUCUGAUCACCUUUGCCAACUGACUUACUGAUUAUUGUGUUCAACAUGAGUAUGAUUACAGCUACUUGUUUGUCAGAAUUUCUCUGUUCCGUGUUCUUAAAAAUAGUAACCUGUCUGACUGCAUCAGUUGCUUUACAAUACUAGGGAAUAUUAAAAUAAAACAAAACAAAAAAGAAGAACAAUUUAACAAAGUGACCAUACAAAGAUGAAAUCAUUUCCCUUCACAUAGUGUAAAUCUGAAUGAAACUCUUUGUCACUGUGCCUUACUGUGGGUGAAAUGUUCAUGUUAGCAGCCCACGUUACACUGAAAAAUAGUAAAUAUGGGUUGGCUUUGUCUGAAGUGCGCAUUCUGUCGAAAACACAAAUCAUGACUUUAUUUUCCUGAAAGCAUAGCUGGGUGAAAAAAAAAGAGAAAAAGAGUAUUGCUCGUUUAAUCAUAGAACAUAGAAAAGACUUGAGUGCAAAAUAACUGCUUGAACGAUGGCAUCAUACCGAAACAAACGUUGAGAAUAUUCAACUUGGAGACACCAGUUUGUCCAUUUACCUUCCAGACCUGCAUAACGGUGAGUUAACUAUGCGGAACCUUCAUGGUUUUGUGGAUUUCUCUUGAUUUCUUGUGUGUUCAAUGGCUUGAAUCUUUCUCCCAUGUCACUUCUUGUUUGUGUUGUCUGUGGUUUCCAGUCAGCUAAUGUACAAAGUGUAUAAAUCCUAUAUUGUUUAAGUCUUUAUGUUUAUGUUGUAUUGUGCAACUUGUAUAUAAAGCAUUUUGAAAGAU
Molecule: messenger RNA, 3042 nt
Organism: Solea senegalensis (Senegalese sole)
Lineage: Eukaryota; Metazoa; Chordata; Actinopteri; Pleuronectiformes; Soleidae
Product: dipeptidyl aminopeptidase-like protein 6
Exons: 18
Biological process (GO): proteolysis
Molecular function (GO): serine-type peptidase activity; dipeptidyl-peptidase activity
Source: RefSeq, a predicted model, not a curated record